Aricia agestis (brown argus) is the source of this 1297-nucleotide messenger RNA. It is a transcript of the gene Dop2R, whose product is annotated as dopamine D2-like receptor. The record is from RefSeq and is a predicted model, not a curated record. Gene Ontology annotation, cellular component: membrane. Gene Ontology annotation, biological process: adenylate cyclase-activating adrenergic receptor signaling pathway. Lineage: Eukaryota; Metazoa; Arthropoda; Insecta; Lepidoptera; Lycaenidae. Gene Ontology annotation, molecular function: melanocortin receptor activity; dopamine neurotransmitter receptor activity, coupled via Gi/Go. The transcript is spliced from 7 exons. Bases 49 to 1272 code for a protein of 407 amino acids.
CACGGCUCGUGGGGUCUGCCAGCGUUCAUCUGCGACGUGUACAUCGCCAUGGACGUUACCUCAUCCACUUCAAGCAUCUUCAAUCUCGUUGCAAUCUCUGUUGAUAGGUACAUAGCAGUAACUCAGCCAAUCAAGUACGCGAAGCACAAAAACAACCGAAGGGUCUGGUUUACCAUCGUCCUCGUCUGGAUGAUCUCCGCCGCCAUCGGCGCCCCCAUAGUGUUAGGCCUCAACGACACCCCCGACAGGAACUACAACGAGUGCCUGUUCAACAGCCAGAACUACGUCCUCUACUCGUCGCUCGGCUCCUUCUAUAUCCCCUGCAUCAUGAUGAUGUUCCUCUAUUAUAAUAUUUUUAAGGCUUUAAGAAACCGCGCGAAGAAGCAGAGAGCAGCGAAGCAGCCACCGGAGCAGCCACCGGUGUCGGAGCCGGCGACGGCAGCCGUGGUGAUAGAGAACGUCGCCACGACGAGACAGCUCGAGACGGCGUUGGAUGCACCAACUAACACCGGGUCGGGGAGCAAUGAGGAUGAUCAUGAUGACAGCUUCGACAAGAAGUCAGUGGAGCUGGAGGACGCCGACGAGUGUCACGUGAUCCCCAACAACCGCUCCACCGAGUUCAUGCUCGCCACCGUCACUGAAGAGACUGCUAAGACCCCAAAACGUAGUCUCAAGUCCCAGCCUCCGGAUCCGAACGGCAAUAACGACUCGGGAUACGCGGCGUCCACGUUAGACCGCGACCACAUCUCGCCGCCCGCCUCGCCGGGGCUACGCGACGCGACGGUGCUCAGGAACAUGGGCUGCGAGAGGAAGAGGAACGGCAAAAGGAUGGACUCGGACUCCAGAAACGCGUCUAUCGCAUUCCGCUCAGACGACGAUCUUGGCACUAGUCAAUACGAUAUAAGAGACGGCUCGAGCAGUAAAAAGGAAAGAAAAGCAAGUGCGGCGACCGCUAGGUUCACGAUAUACAAAGCAAAUAAAGCAAGCAAAAAGAAAAGGGAGAAAUCCUCAGCAAAAAAGGAGAGAAAAGCGACUAAAACGCUCGCAAUUGUUUUAGGUGUAUUUCUCUUCUGCUGGACUCCGUUCUUCACCUGCAACGUGUUAGAUGCCAUUUGUGCGAAAUUCGGUCUUCAAUUUACGCCCGGUGUUACCGUCUUCAUCCUCAACACCUGGCUGGGCUACAUCAACUCCUUCCUCAACCCCGUCAUCUAUACUAUCUUCAACCCGGAAUUCAGGAAGGCCUUCCGUAAGAUUCUCAAAUGCGGCACCUAGCCCGGAGACUAUUUGGUCGUUUUCA